AUGGCCGUCAUUCCACCAACCUUGGUUGAACUAGCUUACAUCUCUUCAGCGCAUAGGAGUGGGUCUCAGAAGCGCUCGUUUCCAAACCUUACUGGGUCCAAAAAGACGUCUGUGGCUUUGGUGGUUCUUAUUGUGAUCGCUAUUGUUUUGGUAUCUAGCCUCAUUGUUGGCUUAUAUUGCGUGGCACGACGUCACCAUCGACAAGAGACUAGGACUAACUCGGCCACGAAGCCAGAGAGAUAUUCCGAGACAUAUUCGCCAAUACAGGUGGGAAAGGUAGAGAAGCCCGAGUCUAGUUUGACGUCUCCUCUACUUCGUAGUAGCGAUACUACUUACAGACCCAUUAACAGUGCUGCUCAGUUUGACUCAAACCCGCCACCUCAUAUACGUUUUCCUCCCGAGGCAGCAAAUAACUCAUCACUGCUACCUCCAGAACCAGAACGUCGAAGCCUUGAUUUGGAUGUCGUAACGCCAUACCAACUGUCAAUAGCAGCCACUUCUGCCCGCCAUUCAUUUGCUUCCGAUAUUACCUCGUCUGUCUCGUCGAUCAUCGAUAAGUACAGAAAGCUUCCGGGUGACAGAUGUUACGACUCCGACAAUAGUGCUGCCACUGUGCGGCCUCAGAAUCAAGAGAUAGAUAACCGCAAUGUAUUUCAAAGUAUUGAUCAAUCACGAUCGAUACUACGGAGCAGUUGCGAUUCCUCUGGCCAAAAAUCGGCGAACCCCCAAGAUACACCGCCAUCUUCCAGUAAUAACCGUACCACGCCCAUGACAGGAAAGGACAAAACUCAUUCUGCUGCAGAACCCUCCAAGAUAUCCUCAAAUGGCUCCAGAUACACCCAAGAUUAUUUCCCGCAUACCCCUUUUUCUAUGAAUCGAGACUCCAAGGGUAUGACUUCUCUACUGCCUCGGACCUCCCCUCGGACGCCUGGAAUGUAUCUCGGUGUACCUCAUGAAAAUGCCUCUCAGAAUGAAUCAUAUACUGAUCUCCUUCGCUUCCCACUACAAGACAACUAUAGGGCAAGCGAACAGAGCUGCGUGGAUUCACAGCAACUCCACCCUUGGCCGCUGGCAAUCACUCCAGAAGAACAUAUUGAACUCAGGGACUUUCUUAGUCCAAAUUUUCCAUUAGUUCACAACCAACCUCAAAGUACAACGCAGUCCGUUCAUUUGGAGCUUGCACCGCCUCGUGAUAGCGUACAGUUCGAAUGGAAACAAAAGAUGAGAGAAUCAGAUUCAGCCACUAUCCGCGCGCAUCACAAUCAACCUACAGAGACAGCUGUCGAUACGGAUAGCAAUAAUAUUAAUUUGUCGUCAAACAACAGCGUCACCCAAACCCAGUCCCUGUCAAGUGAUUGCCAGAAUUCAGGAAGCAGUAGAGAACCCAAAGUAAAGAGGAAACGAAGGACUCGGCUUUAUAAACUGGUCAAGAAAAUCCUUUAUUAA
Molecule: messenger RNA, 1446 nt
Organism: Ophidiomyces ophidiicola
Lineage: Eukaryota; Fungi; Ascomycota; Eurotiomycetes; Onygenales; Onygenaceae
Exons: 1
Coding region: 1-1446 (481 amino acids)
Source: RefSeq, a predicted model, not a curated record